Messenger RNA from Mugil cephalus (flathead mullet), 5731 nucleotides. RefSeq names its product NLR family CARD domain-containing protein 3-like. Gene Ontology annotation, molecular function: protein binding; metal ion binding. The record is from RefSeq and is a predicted model, not a curated record. NCBI's taxonomy places the organism in Eukaryota, Metazoa, Chordata, Actinopteri, Mugiliformes, Mugilidae. The coding region runs from base 155 to 4156 and encodes 1333 amino acids. The transcript has 18 exons.
GCGCGACCGUGCCUAGCUGAAGCGCAGAUGGCGUGACUGCAGUCACAGACGAGAGGGGAGGAGCAGCGAAAGUGAAAGUACGCAGUUUAUUUCUUCAGACUCCAUUUUCGGUCGACAAAGCAGAACGAAAAAGGGGAAGAGAAAUUUAGGAUUGAUGGAAGUCCACAGCUCAUUUGUUUGUGUAGACAAAGAGAAGGACAGAGCAGAGUCGGCACUAUUGCCUUUGAGGAGUGACUGGUCCAAACACGAACUUCACAACUUCAAUAAUGAACCUGGACCCUCAGACACAAAAGGUCAGUACCACAGAGAGAGAGCAGAGUCUCCAGUAUCCAGCUGUCUGUCCAUAAAGGGUGACUGGUCAAAAGAAGAACCUAUAUGCUUCCAUAAUGAACCUGGACCAUUGCACGCAAAAGGUCAGUACCACAGAGAGAGAGCAGAGUCUCCAGUAUCCAGCUGUCUGUCCAUGAAGAGUGACUGGUCAAAAGAAGAACCUAUAUGCUUCCAUAAUGAACCUGGACCAUUGCACGCAAAAGGUCAGUACCACAGAGAGAGAGCAGAGUCUCCAGUAUCCAGCUGUCUGUCCAUGAAGAGUGACUGGUCAAAAGAAGAACCUAUAUGCUUCCAUAAUGAACCUGGACCAUUACAGACAAAAGGUCAGUACCACAGAGAGAGAGCAGAGUCUCCAGUAUCCAGCUGUCUGUCCAUGAAGAGUGACUGGUCAAAAGAAGAACCUAUAUGCUUCCAUAAUGAACCUGGACCAUUACAGACAAAAGGUCAGUACCACAGAGAGAGAGCAGAGUCUCCAGUAUCCAGCUGUCUGUCCAUGAAGAGUGACUGGUCAAAAGACGAACCUAUAUGCUUCCAUAAUGAACCUGGACCAUCGCACACAAAAGGUCAGUACCACAGCCAGAGAGCAGAGUCUCCAGUAUCCAACUGUCUGUCCAUGAAGAGUGAGUGCUCUAAAGAAGAACCUAUAUGCUUCCGCAGUGAACCUGGACCCUUACACACAAAGUGCCUACUAAGCACAUUGUUCCCACUAUUUUAUGGUAUUCGGGACCGAUCAGAGUCUACAGUAUCCAUCUGGCUGUUAAUUAGGACUUACUGGUCCAGAGGAAAACCUGCACUGUUUUGUAAUGAACUCGGGCCCUCACACACAAAAGGCAGAGGUCAGUACCCCAGACAGAGAGUGGAGUCUCCAGUGUCCAGCUGUCUGUCCAUGAACAGUGACUGGUCUAUAGAAGAAUGCUUCCUUAAUGAACCUGGACACUCACGCACAAGAGGGAGGAAGAGAAGUCAUGUUUCUGUGGAGCAGCAGCUGUCCUGCUGUGCUUUGUGUCAGGAAGUCCUGAAGGAUGCAGUCUCCACCAGCUGUGGACACUGGUUCUGCAGACAGUGCAUCACCUCAUACUGGGACCAGUCUGCUUCAUCAGGAGACUCCUCCUGUCCCCAGUGUGGACAAAACUCCAGAACAGCAGAUGUUUGUCUUCAGGAGGUUUUAUAUGAACAUAAGAUCAGUCUGAGGAGGAGAUGUGAACGUGUGGCUGAAGGAACUGACAUAAAAGGAAAUGGAACCCUCCUCAACACAAUCUACACUGAGCUCUACAUCACUGAAGGACAGAGUGAAGAAGUUAAUACUGAACAUGAAGUGAAGCAGGUUGAGACAGCUUCCAAAAUGAAGCUCCUCAGUGACAUUGCAAUCAAGUGCCACGACAUCUUUAAAGCCUUAAGUGAACAACAGAGACACAUCAGAGUGGUUCUGACCAACGGUGUUGCUGGCAUUGGAAAAACUUUCUUAGUGCAGAAGUUCACUCUGGACUGGGCAGAGGGUUUAGAAAACCAAGAUGUCACUGUGGUGAUUCUGCUUUCGUUCAGGGAGCUGAAUCUGAUCAAAGAUGAGCAAUACUGUCUUCUCAGGCUGCUACAUGUUUUCCAUCCAACAUUACAGAAGGUCACAGCAGAGAAGCUGACUGUGUAUAAACUUCUGUUCAUCUUUGAUGGCCUGGAUGAAAGCAGACUUUCAUUGGACUUCAACAAUAGUGAGGUUGUGUCUGAUGUCACACAGAAGGCAUCAGUCAGCCUUCUGCUGACAAACCUCAUUAAGGGGAAACUGCUUCCCUCGGCUCUGGUCUGGAUAACUUCCAGACCUGCAGCAGCCAACCAGAUCCCUCCUACGUGUAUUGACAGGGUAACAGAAGUACGAGGCUUCACUGAUGUCCAGAAGGAGGAGUACUUCAGGAGGAGGUUCAGUGAUGAAGAGCUGUCUGGCAAAAUCAGCUCCCACAUCAAAACAUCCAGGAGCCUCCACAUUAUGUGUGGAAUCCCAGUCUUCUGCUGGAUCACUGCUACAGUUCUGGAGCACAUGUUGUCAACUGAGCAGAGAGAAGAACUGCCCAAGACCCUGACUGACAUGUACUCACACUUCCUGCUGGUUCAGACAAAGAGAAAGAAGAACAAGUACAGUGAUGGGCAUGAGACAAGUCCACAGGAGCUGAUAGAGGCUGACAAGGAGGUUCUUCUGAAGCUGGGGAGGCUGGCUUUUGAACAUCUGGAGAAAGGAAACAUCAUGUUCUACCAAGAAGACCUGGAGCGCUGUGGUCUUGAUGUGACAGAUGUCUCAGUGUACUCAGGAGUUUGUACAGAGAUAUUUAAAGGAGAGAGUGUGAUCUUCCAGAAAACAGUCUACUGCUUUGUUCAUCUGAGUGUUCAGGAGUUUCUGGCUGCAGUCUACAUGUUCCACUGUUACACCAACAAGGAGACAAAGGUGCUGGAGGACUUCUUGUGGAAGGACUUCCAGUAUACAACAAAGUUUCUGGAUGACUUUCUGAAUAGAGCCAUAGUGAAAUCCAUGGACAGUAAAAAUGGUCAUCUGGACCUGUUUGUUCGCUUCCUUCAUGGCCUCUCUCUGGAGUCCAACCAGAGACUCUUAGGAGGCCUGCUGGGUGAGACAGAGAACAGUCCAGUUAUCGUCCAGAGAGCCAUCAACAAGCUGAAAGAGAUGAAUACUGGUAACAUCUCCCCAGACAGAAGCAUCAACAUCUUCCACUGUCUGAUGGAGAUGAAUGACCUCUCAGUUCAUCAGGAGAUCCAAGGAUUCCUGAAGUCAGAGAACAGAUCAGAGACGAAACUCUCUGUGAUCCAAUGCUCAGCUUUGGCAUACAUGCUGCAGAUGUCAGAGGAGGUUCUGAGUGAGUUGGAUCUGAAUAAGUACAACGCAUCCAAGGAGGGACGUCGGAGACUGAUCUCAGCCGUAAGGAACUGCAGAAAGGCUCGACUUACCAGAUGUGAACUCUCACAGACUCACUGUGAAAUUGUAGCUUCAGCUCUGAAGGCUAAUCCAUCCUAUCUGAGAGAUCUGGAGCUGAGUUACAACAAGUUGGAGGAUUCAGACAUGAAGCUGUUAUCUGGUGGACUGGAGAGUCCAAACUGUAGACUGGAGACUCUGAGAUUGUGGGGCUGCAGGUUGUCAGAGAUCAGCUGUAAUUCCCUUGUCUCAGCUCUGAAGUCCAAUCCCUACCAUUUGAGAGAGUUGGACCUGAGUUACAACAGUCUGAAGGAUUCAGGAGUGAAGCAACUGUGUGGCUUUCUGGAGUGCCCACACUGUAGACUGCAUACUCUGAGAUUGAGGGACUGUAGUGUAUCAGAGAUCAGUUGUGAUUCUCUGGUACCAGCUCUGAGGUCCAACUCCUCCCAUCUGAGACAUCUGGACUUGAGCAGAAACUCCAAUCUGCGGGAUUCAGGAGUGAAUCAGCUGUGUGGUUUCCUGGAGAGUCCAGACUGUGGACUGGAGACUCUGAGAUUGUAUCACUGCAGCUUGACAAAGAUCAGCUGUGAUUCUGUGGUAUCAGCUCUGAAGUCCAACCCCUCCCAUCUGCUGUAUCUGGACAUGAGUGAAAACGAACUGCUGGAUUCAGGAGUGAAGCAGCUGUGUGGUUUUCUGGAGAGUCCACACUCUAGACUAGAGGCACUGAUAUUGAGUCGCUGCAGUUUGUCAGUGACCAGCUGUGAUUCUCUGGUCUCAGCUCUUAAGUCCAACCCCUGCCAUCUGAGAGAACUGGACCUGACAUAUAACGGCCUGCAAGAUACAGCAAUGAAGCAGCUGCUUGAUCUUGUGGAGAGUCCAAACUGUAGACUGGAGACACUGAGAUAUCUUCAGUGACAACCUCCACAUCUGCCAGCUGACGUGAGAUGUUCAUUGCCACACAUGGACAGUUUCUUUAAAUGGAGUAGCAGGAAAUCCAUCUCUAAAGAGUUUGUACAAUAAUGAAGUGUCUCAGCAGUUUGUUUUUACUGUGGACUUGAGUUGAAUCUGCAGAGGAAAUAUUAUGUUAAUUGAAAUGCAGGUCUGUGUGUGUUCACUCCAACACAUUAACAUGAGAUCUGAGAAACAGGUGGAAGCUUGCUCCCCUGCUGCUCUGAACGGGACUGAAGUCCCUGCUGCUCUUUACACUGAAGUGCUGCAUCACUAACUAAUGUCAUGACCCAGCUCCAAGGCAAUGACAAAUACGGAAGGUCGCAGUGCCAAAAUAGGCUUAUUUAAAUAAAGACACACAAAAAGAACAAAAUACGAGCAUGAGAUGUGUGAGUCUAUAUAAUCAGUAAUGUACAUGUGAGUGUGUGGAAUAUGAAGUGUGUAGUGUUGUAGAGAUAAAUUAAACAAACAAAAGACACAGGCACUGGCGAGAGAGCCACUGAACCAAACAGCGACGGAACCAGGAGAGACGGGAAAACGAGAGAGCAGUCAGUCAGCAGUGGCUUUGGUCUUCAUCCAUGCACCGGGCCCAGGUGCUCACGAUCUGGGUGGAUCAGCUGUUCACCUUGGAAGAAAACAUUAUAUGCCAUUGGUUAGUUAUGCCAAGAGGUCAGCAGGGGCCGUAACACUGACAGGUGUUGAAGGGAGUCUCUGGAAAUUAUCUAUUUCCUCUCUUCUUGUUCUCUAGAGAUAGUGGCCAUUUUUGUGAAGAUGAGAGUUAAUUGGACAGCAGAUAAAUACUGUAAAAUAAACCACACCAAUAACUGCCCUCCCCACACCACCCCACCCACCAGAUCUGUCAACAAUGGAAAGAUAUACAAUGCUGAAGAGUAUUAAGUGGAGAAGAACAGUAGGAGGAGAUGAAGGCUGUUGAGGAAUUUUGAUGAACUAAUAGUCAGCCUCUAAUCAAAAGAAUGCGUGAUGAAUCUUUUGAAAGUUCAUGUUUACAUGCACAUGUCGUACAUACACAUUACAUUAAAAAUGCAUUGUUGUAAAUAACUCAUGUUAAAGAAAAACACAAUAUUUACCUCAAACAUUUAUUAUAUUAAGUUUAUGUUAACCGCAACAGAAUUUAACUGUGGAUGAUCAAACAGUCAUUAAAAAGAGGUCAUGUCAAUCACAGCCUAGUGUUCAUUUGGUUCAACAUUAUACUGUGCUAUACAUUCUGUACGACCCUAAAUGUACUUUGAGUUAAUAUGUGGAUGAUAAUUUAAGUUCAUAGGUUUAAUGACGAUUUAUGUUUAUGCUGAUAAAAAAAAGAGCUAUUUAUAGAUUAAAAUAUUGACAGUUUGUAUUUACACUAGUUAAGAAGUUAAAAGGUUAAUUCAUUGCACUCAAUUAUGUGUGUGGAUCAUUUAAAAUGUUUAAAUUUCUCACCUGUAUUGUUUUUGUGAUAUUUAGGAGUACAUUGUAGCUUUCUAGUCAUUUUGCAUAUUUCGUGGACUUGUACCGCUGUUUCAUUUUUGAAGUAAACAGUUGAAC